Cucumis melo (muskmelon) is the source of this 929-nucleotide messenger RNA. Its product is annotated as putative gamma-glutamylcyclotransferase At3g02910. Bases 223 to 756 code for a protein of 177 amino acids. The transcript has a single exon. Lineage: Eukaryota; Viridiplantae; Streptophyta; Magnoliopsida; Cucurbitales; Cucurbitaceae. The record is from RefSeq and is a predicted model, not a curated record. Gene Ontology annotation, molecular function: gamma-glutamylaminecyclotransferase activity.
AUAUAAAUGUGAGACUCUUCCCAUUGAUUAAACUAGAAAAGAGAAAGAAACUCUUUUUUCCCCUAAUUUUUCUCGCAAAAUUUUCCUCUCUCUCUCCCCAACAGCUUUCCGAUUCGAUAAUCAAACAAACUGCUGAUCUCAUUGCAAAAUUCUCCUCCCUCUCUUCUCUUCCUCCGCCUGCGGCUGCAUCAUCAAGAUCUUAAAGCCAGAACUGAGGGAGCGAUGGUUGCCCAAGCCAAACAAACGGUUCCUACGACUUUCAUCUUCACCUACGGUACUCUCAAACGCGGAUUCUGGAACCAUACGUUAUUGCAAGACCUGAUGCGAACAGGAGACGCUUCUUUCGUCGGAAGUUACCGGACGAGGGAGAGGUUUCCGCUCGUUUGCGGACCCUUUCAAGUCCCGUUUCUGAUAAACUCGCCUGGUUCUGGUCACAUAGUUGAAGGCGAGGUUUAUGCGGUAACGAAGGGAGGAUUAGGGAGAACGGAUGAACUGGAAGGAUUGAGCCGCGGACACUACGUCCGGCUCCCGAUUGAUGUGGAAGCAUCGGAGGGCGGAGGUGUAGUAGCGGCGGAGGCGUAUUAUGCACAUCCGAGUUACGCGAUGGAGCUAUGGAAGAAGAAGAAGGAAAUGGGUGGAGUGAUAAGUUCGUAUUCGGAGAAAGAAGCGAAAGGUUAUGUGAAACGUAAAGAUAGGCCUCAACAUUUAACGUUCCUUGAUCAUAUUAGUUUGUUUCUUUCAUCUUCAUCUGAUUAGGCCUUUUUCUUUUCUUUUCUUUUCUUUUUUCUUUUUUUCUGCUUCUUCAAAAUUUGGGGCAAUUUUUGCCCUAAUUUGUGAUGAAAUCUUGUGUGUAAUUGUUGAUUGAGGAUUUCGUUUACUGGAAAAUCAAAAUCCGAUGGUAAUUAGGGUUUCUUCUUUUUGAUUGUAAA